CGAGCAAAAAUUAUGUUUAUUGUUCAAUAAACAACGUAAAAUAAAAAUAUGGAUAGAGGGGAAUACAGAAAAGAUCGCUCUACUGAUAGAAGAGAACACUCUUUACAGAGAAGGGAUCGCUCUUCUUCACAUGGAAGGGAACGCAGUUCACACCGCAAGGAUCGCACAUCACACAAAAGGAAACACUCUUCCCGCAAAAAAGAACGCUCCCCACACACUGCGUCAGAUCGUAGAGAGUCUCGGGAUCGCUCUUCACACGAAAGGAAACGCUCAUCACACCGAAAAGAAGGCGCUGCGACAUCUAGACGGGAACGCUCACCACACAGAAAAGUGUACUUACAUAGAAAGGAGCACUCUUCCCUACACAGAAGGGAACGCUCUCCACACAGAGCAAAACGCUUUCCACCGGAGGAGCACCUAAGAACGCCGGAAACCAAUGUCCUGACCUACAAGAAGUUGCAGCAGAUGCCCGUAAAUCUGCGCAAGAAAGCAAUUAGAGAAGCACGCAACCGAAACGAGGAGAUACUAAGCAAUCGCAAGGGAAAGAAGAAAAAAACCAAAUCAUGGAUCACUGCUCGACGCCAGUGCAACGCCGCCGAAUGUUCCGAGCACAAUAACCUGGUGGACAGCACAGAGCAAGAACUCCGUCAGAUUUUGCAGGGUUUCGAUGUACUCUCGGACAUACCCUGUGACUGUACGGCCACGGAGCUGCUGGGCGAGAUUGCCAUCGCAGAGGGAAACGCCACAACUAUUUUCGUGGAGCGAGAUGGACUCACCACCCUGACAAUUGUGCUCCAUCAGCCCGAACCGACCAUCGCGCAGCUUAAGAAGGCCAUGGCUGUGAUAUCUCGCGCCGAGCACAAGCGAAGACAGCGCGAGCGGCACGAAGAGAGUCUCAGGCGUCGUGGAUUGGCCGACGGCGGGCCCGAAGAUCCACAGCGGCAGCAGCAAGUUGCUGGUGGAGCUAUGCCGAGCUCCACCGGCGAGUUAGUUUAUUCCGCACUGCGCAACGGGCACGAUCAUCGCGCGUUCGUUUCUUGGCACUUUCUAUGGCGCUGCUUUGGCCUCUUCAACGUGGAAACGAAUCAGCCGAUCGACGACCGCUCAAACGGACGGGCCACCCUCACAGAGCUGGGCAUUGAGAACGCUGCCACCCUGAAGUUUGUUCAUCGCGUCAAGUACUUUGGUUGCCAAAGGCAGAAAUAGCCAGCAGAGCACAUCCACU
Messenger RNA from Drosophila persimilis, 1225 nucleotides. RefSeq lists its product as uncharacterized. The transcript has 3 exons. Lineage: Eukaryota; Metazoa; Arthropoda; Insecta; Diptera; Drosophilidae. Bases 49 to 1206 code for a protein of 385 amino acids. The record is from RefSeq and is a predicted model, not a curated record.